This is a messenger RNA of Pecten maximus, 2456 nucleotides long. Its product is annotated as carbohydrate sulfotransferase 11-like. NCBI's taxonomy places the organism in Eukaryota, Metazoa, Mollusca, Bivalvia, Pectinida, Pectinidae. The record is from RefSeq and is a predicted model, not a curated record. The coding region runs from base 299 to 1489 and encodes 396 amino acids. The transcript is spliced from 3 exons. Gene Ontology annotation, biological process: carbohydrate biosynthetic process. Gene Ontology annotation, molecular function: sulfotransferase activity. Gene Ontology annotation, cellular component: membrane.
ACAAAUUGUAUAAAUUGUACAGACAUCGUAUAAAAGGUGUAUGGAGCGAAUCAAUUAAAUGUGUUCCACGUUAGUCUUCGCUGUCCGUAAUUUCCGUAAGUACUGAAUGUUAAACUGAAAGAUGCAAAGAUAUGUUAAAAGAAUAACAAUCACGAUAUUAGAUUGAACAGGCUCAUUUGGGUACUAACGUCAGCAAACCCGCCUCGGACUCUACAGCUGUCAACUAAUUUGGGUCGAUAGACUUCUUAAAUGAAUCUAAAACAUUGUCAGAAAAAUUAACCGGAGUGAAAGAGAGACGAUGAAUAUGAAGACUUCGUUGGCUAUUCUUUGUAUCAAUGGAUUUGUGUUUAUAAUAUUAUGUUCCUUCCUGUUAGUUCACCCGGGACCUCAGAAUUGCACGAUUGAAUACAGUCCUGAAAAAGACUUAGCUAAUCUCGAUAAGAAAACAGAAGCAAGCAAUACAAGCCAGACUUAUUAUGAAAGACAAGCUCUCCUAUACAAGAAUUGUGCGAACGCGCCCAAGAUUGGAUUAAAAGGCAGAGAGACUUUAUACUUCUACGCUGAAGCUAACAACUUAGCAUUUUGCAAAACUCCCAAAUCCGGAAGCACCUUUGUCGGAACGGUGGUAUCCGCCCUGAAGCACCGUGAAGAAUUUGGAAAUUUGUUCCAUGCCAACCGAGAAUCUAUCCAUGGUAGAAAUGAAGCGAAGUUUUCGGCCAUUUUCAGUAGUACAGUAGUGCCUGUGAAACUUGUUCUUGUUGUACGAAACCCAUACACAAGACUAUUUUCUGCCUAUAUAGACAAGUAUUCUAUUUUAGCUGCUUGGGGGAAGAGAUUGGCAAAUGUCAAACAAAAGGGUCUUUUUAAAAUGGGUGCCGGAUACUGCGGAUACAACGUGUCAUUCGAGGACAUGUUGGACUCUGUAACGACAAAGGCGAUCAUUGAAGAACACACCAUGACUGUGACGGAAAUCUGUAAGCCGUGCACUGUACAUUACGACAUUAUCUGUAAACAGGAAACUCUGAAUACUGAUACAGAAUACGUACUGAAUGCUGGUAAUAUCACAGAGUCGAAAAGAAGAGCAAUUUUGAAAAUGAUACAUGGCACAACCUUGAAUGAUACAUUGUUUGGUUGGAUUUCAUCACAGCUGGUUUAUUAUAAAAGUUUUGAGCACGAUUGCCCCGACAUUAUUCUUUAUAUGGAAAAACUAUGGCAAGCAUUACAGUCUCAGGGAUACAUCGAUUUGUCCUUGACAUUUCCGGCACAUGAAUUCAAGAAGCUGGAAAAGUUGGAAGCAGAAGGAUUGACGACAUUGAUAUUAAAGUUGAUUAACACGGCACCGCUUUCAAAGUCGCAAAUGUCGAUGCAGAAAAAACGUGUGUUAGCAGAAGCCUACAGCCGAAUUAAGCCAGCAACCCUUGCCAGGAUAAAGACUAUGUUUGCUCAGGACUUUAGUCUCUUUGGUUAUGACACGUCUGUUCCUGUGUAAGGUAGACAAAAUCAUAAAUAUAUGCAGGUUCAAAGUCAGAGAGCUACUACUCCUAAUCAAGCCGACAGAACAUUGGUAAUUACUGGUGAGACGAAACCUAUAUAUAAGCUAACAACAGGCGGAGUCAUGUAGGCGAUUACCAGUAACUAUCUGACGAUAUGACCAGCAGACACUUUUAGUAUAAAAAUUCUCAAGAAGUCAUGAAUUCCACAAGAAUAGGUACUUUAAAUGGUUUUUAAUUGAAAAAAAAAAUCGUAGUGUUACCAAAAGAUGGAGAAAAAAGAAUACUUAUUUUCGCAAAAGAUAUGAACCGUACAAUAAUUCAUUCAACAUUAUUUUCUAAAAUGUGAAAUGGUCUUUUAAUUGCUCUGGACGGCUUGUGACGGGCCUCCCGUAGGUUUUUCAGUGAGGUAGUCACUGACUGCUACAAUGAAAAGCCGCCUGAAAAUAGCGCUGACUGUUCACACAGCAAAAUAUCUGGUGUUCAACAUAAUAGCGUUAAAUUAUUUAAACCAAUUCUGAAAUCUUCUGGUACACAACGCAGUAAAAAUUAUAUCGCUCUCAUAAAUUGCUAGUUAUGUUGAUUUAACAUUUUCCUCUUCAAGCUUGUAUAUAUUAAAUAUAGUUUUACAUGAUUCCAUUAAUACAAUGCAUUUAUAAAGGGUCAUAAGUUAUAGCCCUGUCUGUUCAGACGGUUUUCUCCUGCAAGCUAGUAUAUAUAUAUCUAUUUACAUUCUGUGUUGCAUUUGGCUAUAUGUCGUUAGUAAACCAAAUUGUAUUCAUGAGACUGUAUACUACAAUCUACAGUGAUUCGGUCAGUGUAGGAAUACAGCUUCAGGUAUAGGUUAAAACAAUGGUCCCCAGUUACAUUCGGCCUAGAGAGCUUUCGAAUGCUAGCAUUCAUCUACAUAAACCACUACAAAAAAGCAACGCAAGUUAUGAGAGUAAAAUUUAAUAAUAAAAAAAA